AAAAUUGUCAAUACCUCUUCAGUCAUCACCAUGUACUCAAGCUGUUUUUAGAUUAUUUUAUUAGAAUAAUAAACGUGCGUGUCUGCGUUAUAAGUCUAUGGCUAUUUGGUGUUAAACCAGUGGGAACUUUAUUGUUCUUGAUGGUUUCGGGUGACGAUUUCAAUGGUGGUCGUUUAUCGCGAAAAACUACUAGGUCCCCAAACCGAAAAUCUAAGAAGACCGAUGCAGACAUAGCAAAGGGAUCAGCGUUGCGAAAUGAUUCGCAACCUUCUGUCCACAAGAGGAACCUUUAUGUAGUCUCCUUCCCAAUCAUUAUUCUCUUUAAUUUGUUGAGGUCCGUUUUGUACCAGUUAUUUAUUAUUUUCAAAUAUUUGUAUUCGGCGUCCCAUCGUUUCAUUCAUAGGCCUCGUAAGAACGGCGAAUGUAACUUAGAAGUGGUGGUUAAAGACGGUGUUGUGUCAACUGAGAUCGCGCACAGUGAAGAGAUGUCGUAUAUAAACAAUGUAGGCCCCGGGGAUCCUCUUCUUGCCAAACAAAAACAUCAUCAUCGAAAAGCUUUUGAGUACAUAUCAAAAGCGUUGAAGAUUGACGAAGAAAAUGAGGGACAAAAAGAAUUAGCAAUAGAACUGUACAAGAAAGGUAUCUAUGAAUUGGAGCGAGGGAUUGCAGUAGACUGCUGGGGGGGUCGGGGCGACGCCUGGCAGAGGGCCCAAAGGCUCCAUGAUAAGAUGAAAACCAAUCUAGGCAUGGCCAAGGAUCGUUUACAUUUCCUCGCCAACCUAGUCGCCCUCAGUAAGUUGGGGGUAGAGAGUGAGCCUGAGAGAAGUGAAAAAAGACCUACGGAGUCUCCUCUUAAAGUGAGAAGGCCAUUAGAGAAGUCCAAGACAACGCUACUAGCACACACAGAAAGUAACAGUGGUCAAACGAAGCCACCAAAUGAAGUCGCAGGUCGUAAGCUGACGACCGCGGGUCGGAGGGUACCCGGCGGGGGUCCUCUGAUGAAGUCUCAGACCCUGCCGCGAUCCAUGGGCAGGUCUUCGUCACAGCCCAACAGCUCCAAUGGCUACACCAGAUACCCUGUGAAACCAGCAUCAACACCGCCUGCUGUAAAACGACAGCUGUCGAGUGCAUACCAGGUACCAGUGAACGGGUCUCCUGUUCGGCGUGCUGCAGGAGGGGGCUCGCAGCGCGGGACGCCCACCAGAAGUAGAACCCCGCAACCCACACUCGCAGUUCGGGGCGUGGACCCGAAACUCGUCCAAUUGAUAUUGGACGAGAUCGUUGAGGGAGGCCCUAAGGUUCAUUGGGAAGAUAUCGCUGGGCAGGAGGCAGCAAAACAAGCGCUACAGGAAAUGGUAGUGCUGCCGUCGCUCCGACCGGAACUGUUCACUGGUCUGAGAUCACCGGCACGAGGUCUGCUGUUAUUCGGUCCCCCCGGUAACGGUAAGACGUUGCUGGCUCGAUGCGUGGCGGCGGAGUGUUCCGCCACGUUUUUCUCGAUAUCGGCCGCGUCACUCACCAGCAAGUAUGUGGGUGACGGGGAGAAGAUGGUGAGGGCGCUGUUCCAGGUGGCCAGGGAACUACAGCCAUCGAUAAUCUUCGUGGACGAAGUGGACUCGUUGCUUUGCGAGCGAUCGACGGGCGAGCAUGAGGCGUCCAGGAGAUUGAAGACUGAGUUCUUGGUGGAAUUCGACGGCCUGCCAGCCGCCGGCGCUGACAGGGUCAUUGUGAUGGCGGCCACCAACCGCCCACAAGAACUGGACGAAGCUGCUCUCAGACGGUUCCCCAAGCGUGUGUACGUAUCAUUACCUGAUAGCCGCACACGCGGGGCCCUGCUCCGGAGGGUGUUGACGAGGGGUGCUGCGGCGGCCGCGAUCAGUGACGACGAGCUGGCGCGCCUCGCCGCCCUCACCGAUGGCUACUCCGGCAGCGACCUCACCGCCCUCUGCCGGGACGCCGCUCUGGGACCCAUACGGGAGUUAGACCCGGAGGAAGUGAAAUGCUUGGACCUGUCGCUGGUUCGUAGCAUCACGUUCCAGGACUUCAUGGACGCUCUCAAGCGGAUCCGACCUUCGGUGUCACCUCUCAGCCUCGUGGGCUACGAGAAGUGGUCCGUGCAGUACGGGGAACUGGGAGUGUGAACCUAAGCCGCUUACAAUAAGGUAUUGGAUAAAAACAACACUGCGGUGAGUGAAACUAGGAAACAUCUAGGACGUAAAAAAUGUGUCGGGUCUACUUUGAAUUGUAUCCAAAUAUUCCUAGAUUUUUUAUAAAUAGCUCAAACUGUUUGUUAUAUCAAACUUUUCCCUUUAAUACCGGUACUUGUCACACUUCGUUGUUAUAUAGAUGUGAAACGUUUAAAUCUAGUCAAACAAUCAGGUUUUGACUUAAGUUGCCAACAAAACUCAUGGCCAUAGUCUUAAAAGACGAAAAAAUUAUGACCUCUAAGUCCAGCCCUGUUACGGUAAUGUAUAAUCCGGAUGAAUGAAGAAGUUGCUUUCAACGUUUUAGGUAUAAGGAGUAACGCUUACAAACUCGACACUACUUCAUUCAAUCGGCUUAUAUCGAGCUGCAAUCCCGUCCAGUCGAAAGGUUUCCGUUAAAAUAUAAACCCUAUGUCGUAGCGUUUAGGUACAACUUCAAAUUAAACCUUUAUCGGCUUGUUCGGACUGAUUUUUAAGUCGUCUCUGCAUUGCACGCGAUCGUGAAUCUUAUUUUAAUAGUCUUAGACGUAGUAUUGGUUUAAAUAGAAAAUGUAUUCCUACAGAUUUAACAACACGGCGAUAUUGAAUUUUGUUGCUAUAAUAGAAGAAAAUGCGUUUUAGCCAUUUUUAAACAACUCGGGAAGAGGUGGAAUGAUUGUACAUAUGUGCGUCUUAACAUUUACAUGUGUGUGCGUGUGUUCGUGAAUGUGUUGCUAGUUGUAAUAAUUUAAUUUUAUCGUUUGUUUUACGGUCACUUGGGUUUGAUUUUUUACGAUAUUUUUAAUUAUAUCAAAAUGUAUCAAUUUUCCUCAUAAUGAACUUUUUUUAUUAAUAAAAUUCAAUAAUACGUUAGAUUUAAAAAAAGAAUUUCUCAAGUUCCGUUGUUACUUUUUUUUUAAAUUUUAUUUCAUUCUGAGUCCACGGUUGUGUUGAUAAAUUGAAUAUGUUUUAAUCAUGGGAUCUGUUGAGUCCUUAAGUUUUAACAGUUGCGUUAUAAAAUUAAUAAUUUUGUUGUUGUUAUAAUUUAAUUAUGUUGAUUAUAUAUUUUUUUUUAUUUGCUUGUUAGUCGUACUUGCCAGUAAGUCGGAGGAAAUGAGUAUAUUUAUUAUAAAAGCCAUGAUUUGCUCAAAAUAUCGAUUCGAGCGUGAAUUAUCCUGAUUGUUCGUUGUGAAUCUUUCUCGUAUGGUGUAUAAGCGUCUGUCGUAAGCAAAAUGCAAACAGACCAGUUGAGAUCGCAUUUGUUUUUGUAAAUACUAUGUAAUAUCUAUUGGGGCCAUGAGAAUAGCGUUUGAUCGUCGUUCUUCAGUAUAUAUUACAAUUUCACGUAAUUUUCAUGGCCAUAUCUUAAGACUAAAUAGCAACUACCCGCAAAUUGUGGCCUUUCAGAUGUGUUGUCGGAAAUACAUAAAAAAUAUAACUGUAUUUUUUACUACUAUAAAAUGUACGUUUUUUUUUUAUGGUUUGGUAGUUUUGUUAUAGGUAACGAGUUAUUUGGGGACGUCAGUAGUUUUAGACAGUAGUACUAUUCAGUCUUAGGUAUUUCAAUGGAUAAAUUGUACUCUAACGAUGUCUUUAUUUCAACGACAGGGACAUAGCUAGUAGAAUGUUCUGUAGCUAGUAGAAUGCUGAUAUAAUUUUACUAUAGCUUUCUAGGGAUCAAACAUCGCUCGUUGACAGUCAAGUUGUAGAUAUUCAAAAAUUACUUAAAAAAUUUUUUCUUUUGCAAUGUACUUUAGUUUAGCAUUGACGGUAUUUUCGUCGGUUCUAAUUUAGUUUACAGUUAUAAUUUAACCUUUAAUUCAGUUUUAGCACUUGUUGUAUAUGACAUAAUCGAAAACCUAACAACAUUGAACCAAAGUUUUAACAACAUCCCAUUAGCCACUACAUACGACGAUUAUAUAUUUGAUAUAGCAAUAAUUUCUUUUUCACCCAAAAACGGUGUUUUUUUUCAUUAAAUUCAUUGAAGUUGUCGAUGCUAUUCCAGUACAUUGGUCGCGUCUUAUUUGUGCAAUAAAAAUUAUAUGACUGUUUUAUUUAGUCUCUAUGAAACGCUUAUAGCAAGAGAAUAUCUUCCAAACUAUAUCUCGUAUUGUAGAUUUUGUGUAUAUUUUGGUACAGUUAGAACUCUUCUUUAUAUCAUUAACUAUUAAAUUCAUUAAAAAAUUUUCGAUCUUUGUGUAUAUUUUAAUUAAUAAAGAUCGUCUAUUUGGGUACAUUCUCAAUAGUUAUCUUAAUUCAUUUCAGUAUUCUUGAUAUGGGGAAUUGAAAAUUAUCAGCCGAAUCUAACAUUACAAUGAAUUGAACCAACAGAUCAUACCAUGUUUAUUCCAAGUCAAAAUCGUCACACUACAUACGAAGCGUUACCGUUUUUCGUUCAGUAACUUUAAUAUUGUAAUGCGCAAAGAUUCAUAAGUGCAAAAAACUUUUUAUCGAUCCGUAUAUUGUGUGACGAUGGAAACUCAGACUAAGCUUACAGCUUAGUUAAAUGUUUUUGAACAGUUAAGCCGGAUCUACACGACACUGUCGUGGGGUCGAGUAAUUUUAAUUCGGAAUUUGAAUAUAUUUUAUGAACGUAUUACCCUUAUCUCAUAAUAUUAUUACGAACACCGACAGUAUAAUGUAAAUCGGGCUUUAUUCGUCAUACAAUCUGUUCGUUGAGACGUUGAUAGUUUUUUAUUUCCUAUGUCACAGAUAAAAUUAUUUGAUUCUUUUUUAAUAAUAAUAAUAAUAAUAAUAUUAAGUUUAUUUAAUUAAUACUAUUCUAAUAUAUUUUUAAUGUUAGCGUUUAUAACGUUGUGAACAUCGUCUUGAAUCCGGUUGUGCUGACUAUCUCACUUCAUACGCUAAAUGCAUACAAUUUUUUAAAUUAAUAUUUUCUUGGUUAUAUUUUAAAAUGUAUCGAAAUAAUUGAAUGUUUGUAAUCUUUUCUAUUUUCAGUAUUUUAUAUGAAAUGAUUCUAAACAAUAAUUUACGCUACGCUAACUAUUCUGUAAUGAUGUGACGAUCGAAAUUCAAUGUAUCUAUUUGAAUGCAAGAAGCUUUAAUAAUAUUCAUAAACAUUAAGCAUUGUAAUGUGUCUGCGAUUCGCUGUGAUAUAUUCUUUUGAUAUUUUCAUGCCUUUGUAUUAAAAACAAAAUAAAAAUGCCGUUAAAAUUCUCACUUGCAAAUUAUUCGGUACCCAUAGUACGGGUUACGAUAAAACCGACAGUUUACAAGUUACAUUCAUAGUUUUAUGUGUGCCUAAACUUUAAAUAUAACCCGUACUAAGGUUACCGGGUUGAGCGGCAUAUAUCGUUUAGUCUUGAGCUUAAAAAAAAACACGACUGAUCUUAUGAAUGUCCUUGUUUUUAUAAUUUUUCAUCAUUUAAUAUUUGUAAUGACUUGGCCGUUUUGUUCACGAUGUUACGUGAAGUUUCGACGUCAGACGGAACACGGACAGUUUAAAGUUAUUCAUUCGUUUAACUACAGUAAAAAGUAUUGUCACAUUUUCAUUCGUCACAUUUGCCUUCAUUCAACAACAGUGCUGGUAUGUGAGAGGGUUUUGUAAUGAACAUCUGGAGACUGUGUGUAUUCUGUCUGAUGACGCCAUUUCAUGAAGGAUUAGCUAAGAAAAAACUAAAUGUAUUUACUACGCCGUGAGUUAUAACACUGGCAAUGAUACGUAACAUAUUAACAAUAAGAGGAACAACAUUGCGUUAAUUUUCAUCUUUAGAACAAUCGCUCUGAUUUCUAUAUCAUUUAAAUAUCAAUACUGUGUAUUUUCAAUAAUUUUAUCGUAUAUGUCGACAUAUUUUUGCUACAACAAGUCGUGUGACUUUGAACAAAUAUCAGGCUGUGAUUCAUUGAUGUAAAGCUUUUUCUUAACUAUCAAAUAAUAUUAAAACGUAAAGUAAUAAGGGACUCACACCAAGACGAGUCCUUUAAACAAUAAACAGCUUUGCAGACCAAAUAUAACGAUUGUGUCUUGACGCCGGUUCACUGAUGCGAAGAGUCACAUCGGAACCAGUCGAUGCCGCGUCGAGUUUAUUAUGAUGCAUCAACGGUCGUACAAGUUUUUAAUUUAAGCGCACGAAUUUAUUCUUUACUAAAGUUUUUGUAUGAUUGAAUCGUUGUUCUGGUUCUAACGGAAACGUUCUAGAUGUAGCGCGUGAUGCCUGGGACGUCAAUGUACACAACGCAUAACAGAUACACGGUUUAUCUUUGAAUAAAACUAUUAAUUUGUGA
Molecule: messenger RNA, 6428 nt
Organism: Danaus plexippus (monarch butterfly)
Lineage: Eukaryota; Metazoa; Arthropoda; Insecta; Lepidoptera; Nymphalidae
Gene: spas
Product: spastin
Exons: 11
Coding region: 141-2141 (666 amino acids)
Cellular component (GO): microtubule cytoskeleton
Molecular function (GO): ATP binding; ATP hydrolysis activity; microtubule severing ATPase activity
Source: RefSeq, a predicted model, not a curated record